Messenger RNA from Trichoderma breve, 3672 nucleotides. Its product is annotated as WD domain, g-beta repeat domain-containing protein. Bases 1 to 3672 code for a protein of 1223 amino acids. Gene Ontology annotation, molecular function: protein binding. Lineage: Eukaryota; Fungi; Ascomycota; Sordariomycetes; Hypocreales; Hypocreaceae. The transcript is spliced from 3 exons. The record is from RefSeq and is a predicted model, not a curated record.
AUGAACAUCGAGGGAAACAGCUUUGGCGACAACGCCACCAUCCACCAAGGGGAUGUGUAUCACUAUUCUUCCGAAGGCGCAAGCGACCGCUGCUUGGCAGAUUUGCGAUCAACAGACCCCCGCGACGACAAGGUCCGGAUUGAGCAAACAAAGGGUGGCCUUUUGAGAGAGCUAUAUAACUGGAUCUUCGAAAAUGACAAGUUCAAGCUGUGGUAUGACGAUGACGAUACACAAGGCCAGCUACUGUGGAUCACCGGUGAUCCAGGGAAGGGAAAGACUAUGCUAGCAUGCGGUAUCAUCGACGAGUUGGCAGAUCAAACGAGAAUUAAAAAUCCAGAGUCAAAGAUGAUGCUAUCCUACUUCUUCUGCCAGGGUACCGACUCGCGUAUCAACUCUGCUGUAGCCGUGCUGCGCGGCCUUCUAUACCUUAUUAUUCACCAGCAGCCGUCACUCAUCUCACAUGUUAGGACCAAAUACGAUAUUGCAGGCAGGAGCCUCUUUGAAGACGUGAACGCUUGGACAGCAUUAUCACAGAUACUCAUAAAUAUUUUACAAGAUACAGGCAUAGAUGGCACCAUAUUAGUUAUCGAUGCGUUAGACGAAUGCGAGGCAGAUCAGGCAAAGCUCCUGGAUUUUAUUCUGCAGCACUCAUCACUAUCCCGAGUUAAAUGGAUCAUUACUAGUCGUAAUGGACCUCUUAUUGAGCAGAAACUAAGCACUUAUAACUCACGGGCGUUACUUAGCCUAGAAUUGAAGGACAACGAGGCCAGCAUAUCAGAUGCCGUUGAUACUUACAUCAAGUAUAGCAUCUCGCAACUAGAAUUAAUCCGGGAUGACAAGGUGCUUCAAGAUGACCUUGAGAAGGCGAUGCGACAAAAAGUUAGCGGGACAUUCUUAUGGGUAUCGCUUGUUAUGAAAGAACUUGAACAAGUAGAAAGCUGGGACGCUCUGCAGGUUAUCGAUGAAAUCCCGUCGGACUUGAAAGAAGUUUACGCUCGCAUGUUGAAGCAAAUCCUUCAGCUAAAGAGAGGAAACGACAGGCAUUGCAUACAAUUGCUUUCAACUGCGUGCGCAACAUAUCGCCCACUCAGCCUCUCAGAGCUAGGGUUUCUCUCGGACUUACCGCGUGGGAUAUCUGAGAAGCCAGGGGCCGUCCGGAGAGUUGUAACCAUGUGCGGCUCAUUUCUUACAAUACGAGACGAGAAUGUUUACCUUGUUCACCAAUCUGCUAAAGACUACCUGUCUACUGAAGCUUUGCAGACUAUUUUCCCCAAUGGAGUGGAGAAGAUUCAUCAUUUUCUAUUUUCCAGGUCGCUCCAGGGCAUGUCUCAGGUCCUAAGGCGCGACGUAUGGGAUUUGAAGGCCCCCGGAGUUCUCAUUGAUGAAAUUAUGGCUCCAGAGCCCGACCCUUUAGCCACGACACGCUACUCUUGUGUCUACUGGGCCGACCACUUAUGUGAUGGCAUCUCCGAAAAUUGGGCUCAAACCAAUGACCUUGAAGACGAUGGAAUCAUACAUCAAUUCUUGAACAAGCAUUAUCUGUAUUGGCUAGAAGCCCUGAGCUUGCAGCGCAGUAUAUCUUACGGUGUAGUAGCACUCAAUAAGCUCGAAACACUACUGCUUUACGCAUCCGCACUCCUAUUUAGUCCUACCGAAAGCCUAAUAAGGCGGCUAUUCAGUAAGGAAGAGCCAACUUGGCUUGCAUCGAAACCAAUAAUGGAUGCAAAAUGGGGCCCUUGCAUCCAAACACUAGAGGGUCAUGAGGAUACGAUAAUAAGCGUUGUCUGCUCAGCGGAUGGCCAGAGACUUGCCACAGCUUCGCGGGAUAGAACGGUCAAAAUCUGGGAUUACCAUACCGGGGGGUGUCUUUUGACUCUAAAAGGCCACCACAAAACAGUUGGGUCGGUUGCCUUUUCGGCAGACUGCCAAAAGGUCGUCUCGUCUUCAAGUGACGGCACAGUCAAGAUAUGGGAUUCGAGGGCUGGCAACUGUCUCCAGACACUCAGAUGCCAGAGCUACAAAUGGUCUUGGGCUACGCUGUCACAAGAUGGCAAGCUAGCUGCUACAAUCUCGGAGACAGACCAUCUCAUUAUCUGGAACUUAGCAGGUGCUUCCUCGCAUCUUCUCGAUGUACCUAUUCAUGGCCUAUUGAUUGAUGCUGUAUUUUCAGUAGACAGUCGGCAGUUUGCCCUCGUUUACUCAAAUGAGGUUCAUAUAUGGGAUAUAGCGACAAAUACUUGUUUUAGGACUCUUCAAGGCCGCUUUAUUGUUGCAGACAAUACGGCUGCUUUCUCACCAAACGGCCAACAAUUUGCUUCAUACGUCUACGAAAAAGAAAUUAAAAUAUGGAGUAUUGAGACGGGAGAAUGCAUCAAAAUAUUGCCAAGGAGUGGAGCUGCGAUGGCGGUAGUCUUCUCGCCAGACGGCCUACGAAUUGCGUCUGCCUUGGGUGAUAAAACCAUCAAGAUUUGGGACACAAUCACCGGGAAUUGUCUACAGACAAUACACGGUCUGAAUCAUACGCUUUUGUCGGUGGCAUUCUCUACAAAUGGGCGGGAACUGGCAUCAGCUUCGAGCGAGGGGGUAGCCAGAAUCUGGAAUUUAGAUACAGGCCAUACCUCUCUGAUACCCGACAUCCCAAAUCGCGGAAUCGACCAAGUUAUCUUCUCUAAAGAUAACAGCUUGAUCGAAUCAAUAUCCUAUGGUGAGGUUAAUAUUUGGAACACAUUAGAUGGCACUUGUUCCCAAACCCUCCCCACUGAAGGAACGAUGUUCUCGGAAGAUGGACAACGGCUCGCUUUCGUCGGAGAGGAUCACACAAUCUAUAUUACGAAUGCAGAUCUGACACGGUACAUUGAGAUACCAAAAAGAUACGUCGAACAGCUAAGGGCCAUUGGUUUCACUUCAGAUGGUCACUAUUUAGUUACCAUGGGAGAUGAAAUGGUCAAGAUCUGGGAGCCAACGACAGGAGAUUGUGUCCAGACCAUUCACGAUACUUGGCCUGUGGUACUUAUGGCAUGCUCGCCAGAUAGUCAGAGAAUAGCAAUUGGGGUCGCUACAAUGCCCUCGACGCAUAGCUCUCAACUAGUGAAGAUAUGGGACCUAACAACGAAGAAGCGCCUUCAAACUUUGAACACGCCCAAUUGCAGCCUAAUAUUCUUCUCUCUAGAUGGAAAGCUUCUCGGUACAACAUUCCAGGAACUAGAGGGGAAUAUGAAGCUAUGCGCCUUCUCACCAAAUAACCAGCUAUUGGUGUCAUACUCGAGGGGCAUACUGGACAGCACCACGAGAUCCAAGAAGACUUUGAAUAUGAUCAAAAUCUGGGACGCCGCCUCGGGUACCUGCUUGGUGACACUGGAUGUUGGUCCGCCAAUUAACAGCCUUUCCUUCGAUCCAUUAAGCAGUUCCCGCAUCCACACUAAUAUUGGAGUUAUGGAUUUGAGCUUUGGUAGCUCUGAAACGGAUAGCAAUAUAUCAUUGCGAGGACUUGUCCACCAUGGCUAUGGUAUAAGCCUUGAUGGUAUGUGGAUUGUAAAUGGCAAGGAGAGGCUGCUUUUGUUGCCUCCAGACUACCGAAACAAAGCAACGGCAGUACGGGGGUCGCAGAUAGCUAUUGGUGUGGUCACACGCGAGUCGAAUCGUCUAUUUCUGAUGAGUUUCAUGAAUGAAUAG